This is a messenger RNA of Marmota monax (woodchuck), 2796 nucleotides long. RefSeq names its product purinergic receptor P2Y14 (gene P2ry14). Lineage: Eukaryota; Metazoa; Chordata; Mammalia; Rodentia; Sciuridae. The record is from RefSeq and is a predicted model, not a curated record. Gene Ontology annotation, molecular function: G protein-coupled purinergic nucleotide receptor activity. Gene Ontology annotation, biological process: G protein-coupled receptor signaling pathway. Gene Ontology annotation, cellular component: membrane. The transcript has 3 exons. Bases 1395 to 2411 code for a protein of 338 amino acids.
GUCUCCACUCCCAGCAAGCAUGGGCAGGAGAAGAGGUGCGGUAUAGGGAGGCUGAUAGCUAAGGGAAGCUCUGGGGCAGGGUGGUGACCCUCAGGCUUGUCCAAGAUGGAGGAAAGGGACAUAGCAUGAGCAAGGAGCUGACAUGGUCCAGCCUGGAUGGUCUUGAGGUGGGUGGUGAGGAGACCCAAGUUCUUCCUCCUGAGAGGAACAGUGUCACUGUGUCAACCUCAAUACGACCUCAGCGUGAGAAGCCAAGGAAUCCAUGUCGUAUUCAAAAGGAAAUGCUCAGGGUCAAGUGACAAUUGGGAGGGAAAAGGGACUUCCAACUCCAGGUCUGAGUUAAGGUGAGCACCUUUAGAAGGUGAGAGAAUCCUAGACGCCAGCUCAGGGCAGGGGUGUGCCAGGUCCCAGCUGGAGUAGAGGAGGUCAGCGGGCAUCAGAGGCACCCCGGUACACGGGAGGACAGGCAGCGCAGACAGACACCCUCCACCCAUGGAAAGUCUUGGGGUCCCCUUGAAUCUCAGGUGAUGUGGCCUUGCCCACAACCGUCAGGGCUCUGGGCCUUCCUGUUCCCUCCUCUGGGCAGGUGUGCGUAGCUCCAAAGUUUUCCAGCCCACUUCCAGGCCGUGGAGGGAGCCACGUGACUCUCAGCUUGAACCCACUUCCCAACAGAGCAAGAAGCUGUUCUCACUGUGGCUUCACAGGAAAAGGUCACAGCUAGGCAUGGGAAAGAUCCACGUCCUCCGAGGGAGCCUGGGCUGCAGGGUUCCUCUCCCCUUCUCCAGGCAGGGAUCCAGUUCUCACUAUGCACUGCUGGCUGGGCUGUGCUCCUGUGUAACCCUGGGCAGGUCCCAAUCCAAUCCGGGCUGCUGGAGCGUGUGUGACAGCUGGGCGGCAGAGAGCGCGGGACUCCGCAGCACUGGACGCCCCAGCGCCUGGCGAGCAGCCGGUGGUUCAGAGAGCACUCAAAUAAGGGGGUCUGGGAGCUAACCCAGCAUUUCCUGCUGGUCAACAGGAGCAUCCAGGCAGAAGCAGCGCCAGCCCUCCGCUAAGCCAGAGGAGCCACUCGGGUGCUGACCCCAUCUCGCCUGCACAGACGCCGGCCCCGGGCUGGGGAAAGCAAAUCCUAAUGAUGAUACACCGUGGCCACUUCAAGAAGACAAACACUGGUUGGGCUGCAUCGCUCCACUAAAGGAGACCUCCUUUAUGCAAACAAAUCAAAAAGAAAGAAAGAAAGAAGGGCAGGAGGGGGCACCCGGUCAGGGGCUGGGCACAGGGGUGGUUCCAGAGCUGUGUGCCCACCCCCAUGCCCUUGCUCUGUCCUCCGCGGGUGUGCAGGACUCCUAGAGUAACUCGUCACCUCUCUCCCAGGCCUCUGCCUUCAGAGCCACAAGAUGCUCAAUUCCACGAGCUCGCCAACGCCAGGCCCGCCCUGCUCCCGGAACACGCUCAUCACCCAAUACAUCAUCCCGGUGCUGUACCUUCUGGUCUUCCUGGCAGGGGUCCUGCUCAAUGGCGUGUCGGGCUGGGUCUUCCUCUACGUGCCCAGCUCCAAGAGUUUCAUUAUCUAUCUCAAGAACAUUGUGGUUGCUGACUUUCUGAUGGGCCUGACUUUCCCCUUCAAGAUCCUGGGCGACUCGGGCCUGGCCCCCUGGCAGCUGAGCGUGUUCGUGUGCAGGGUCUCGGCCGUGAUCUUCUACGUCAGCAUGUACGUGGGCAUCGUCUUCUUCGGGCUCAUCAGCUUCGACAGGUAUUACAAAAUCGUGAAGCCCCUCCUGACCUCCUUCGUCCAGUCGGUGAGCUACAGCAAGCUGCUGUCGGUGGCUGUGUGGGCGCUCAUGCUGCUGCUGGCCAUUCCCAACAUCAUCCUGACCGACCAGCGCGUCCAGGAAGGCAGGAGAGUGCAGUGCAUGGAACUCAAGAACGAGCUAGGACGCAAGUGGCACAAGGCGUCCAACUACGUCUUUGUGGGCAUCUUCUGGCUCGUGUUCCUCCUGCUGAUUGUCUUCUACACUGCCAUCACCAGGAAGAUCUUCAAGUCCCACCUCAGCUCCAGAAGGAGAUCCAUCUCGGUCAAAAGGAAAUCCAGCCGCAACAUCUUCAGCAUCGUGCUUGUGUUCUUUGUCUGUUUUGUGCCUUACCACGUGGCCCGGAUCCCCUACACCAUGAGUCAAACCGGAACCUACUACAGCUGCCAGGCAAAAGAGAUCCUGCUCUACGUGAAAGAAUUCACCCUGCUGCUCUCUGCUGCCAACGUGUGUCUGGACCCCGUUAUUUAUUUCUUCUUAUGCCAGCCAUUUAGGGAAAUCUUAUGUAAGAAACUGCACAUCUCAUUUCAAGCUCAGAAUGACUCAGACCCUUGCAGAAUCAAAAGGGGCAACACAAUGCAGGAAAGCACAGACACGCUGUGAACUUCCGGCCCUUCCCACUAGACCAUUACAAGCUCGUGACCACCUCCAGCUGCCGGGAAAUGAGCAAGAGCAAAGAACACGCCACUUGCUCAUCACUGGCAAAAGACCCAGCAUCACCAUCCAAUACCGACAGGACUUAUGAAGCCCCAGGGGCUCAGUACAACGAUCAAAUUCAAAUGUUUCCAAGCUUUUCUGUAACAUUAAAGGGCGUGGGAUCCCUUCUGCAGGUUUUCCUAGUACUGACCAUUAUUUUUCUUGGAAAGAAUAAUACAUACAAUCAUUCAAUCCUAUUCCAUCAAAAUAGCAGGUUUAAAUUUAUAUUAAGUAACCUGAACAGUUAAAGUAGAAUUUUAAAUUGGUAAAUAAAGAAAUCCAAGACAAUUCA